Molecule: messenger RNA, 749 nt
Organism: Ipomoea nil (Japanese morning glory)
Lineage: Eukaryota; Viridiplantae; Streptophyta; Magnoliopsida; Solanales; Convolvulaceae
Product: ethylene-responsive transcription factor 3-like
Exons: 1
Coding region: 70-594 (174 amino acids)
Biological process (GO): regulation of DNA-templated transcription
Molecular function (GO): DNA binding; DNA-binding transcription factor activity
Source: RefSeq, a predicted model, not a curated record
UCCUAACUCUCUCUCUCUCUUACUCUUUUUCUCUUCUGUUUACACCUUGUUUUGCGGUUUGUCAGACUAAUGGUGGCCGGUAAUACAACCGAACGAGGAACCGUUCAGGGAGUAUCGCCGGCGGGGAGAUCCGCGAAGGAGUCUCAUCACUUUCGAGGCGUGCGGAAGCGGCCGUGGGGAAGAUACGCCGCAGAGAUUCGCGAUCCUUGGACGAAGACACGGCGGUGGCUCGGCACCUUCGACACGGCGGAAGAGGCCGCCCGCGCCUACGACGAGGCGGCGAGGAGUCUCCGCGGUACCAAGGCCAAAACUAACUUCGACCUCGACGGUCUAUCCUGCUUCUCUCCGGUGCAUGCGGAGCCUGCUCCUAUCGUUCCAGACUUCAGCUCAGCAACAACCGUCCCGCAGUGGCUCCCGCCGCCGUGGUUUCCAAGCGCCGCCGAGGAUACGCCGCCGCGUUCGGAGUACACAGGAUAUAAGCUGGAGACGGUAGUCGGUGUGGUUACGAGUGAGCGUGAAAAGCAGCUCAGAACUGAGAAGAAAGUCAAGAAACCGCUCUCGUUCGAUCUGAACUCACCGCCGCCGCUCCUAUGAUGGGCCGUGCAAUAGCCCAAAGUCUAGGCCGUGGGCCGACUUAUUUUGUUGAUAUAAUGUUCUAUGUUAAUGGGCCUAGCCCUUCUUAUAGGUUUGUCAAUGGAGUUCAGCCCAUUUCUGCUCACUAGCCCAAUAGAAAAUUUGCAUUGGCUUUU